CUUCCAAAUUUUUGCGAAACACGGCUUAGGAUCAACUACCGCUAUGGGUCGCUGUCACUUUAGUGGUGCCACAUUAUUUCCCGUGAGACCUUACGCCUCCCGCCCCAUUGUAUCCCAUUGUGCCCUUCGCUUUCCUGCUACGACGGCUCCCAAUCCGGCUGUUUCCGGUGCUCUAUCAUGGCGCAGGGGCAGCGCAAGUUCCAGGCGCGGAAGCCGGUGAAGAGCAAGACGGCUACAGUGGCGGCUUCGGAACGGAACCGGGGCCCAAGGAAAGGAGGUCGUGUUAUCGCCCCCAAGAAGGCGCACAUUGUGCAGCAGCGAAAGCUCAAGAAGGACCUGGAGGUCGGGAUCCGGAAGAAGAUUGAACAUGACGUGGUAAUGAAAGCCAGCACCAGCCUGCCCAAGAAGCUGGCGCUGCUGAAGGGCCCCACCAAGAAGAGGGAGGCAGCUUCCUCCUCCUCCACCUAGACACCUUCCUAAGGACUCAGCCCAGUGGAGGCCAUCACCACGGCCCCUGCCUCCAUGCUCAGACCUUUCCAGGUGACCCCAUGGGCAGCAUCGUGGACAGGAGGAGCCCUGCUUCCCAGACCCUUGUGUUGAAGAUUGAACUUCAGGGGGUGGCGGCCUGGCCUGUGAGCAGGUGACCAGCACAUCCAUUGUGCGUGGUUCAGUUUUCCUGGGUUCCAAGAACUCAGCAAUGGCCCCAAGGAUAUGUUCACCAAUUUUCUAUGUACCCCCUCCCCAUCUCCCCAGUUCCUGUGUCCACUGGUUUAACUCAGAGCAAUCAACCUGAUUUUGUCAUUCUUCCUGCAGUCACAUGCUCCUGUGAGCAGGUCAGUGCUGAGGCCGCAGGCCAGGUGCUCUAACCCGGUCAGCCCCAGCAAUUUCUACAGGAGACCAACCACGUGCUCAAGGAAGGACGGCUAGGCUUCUGCACGUCCAGCCUGGGAGCUAGUAGAGAGUCUUUACCUCCCUCCGACCCCGGGUGACUCACUAACCUGCACGCCUUCCCCCGCCCCCGCCAUCGCCCGCCAGGGGCAAGCCAGGCAACAUCGUUUUCCCAUCCAUAGGACAGAUGUUGACACCACUGGUAGGGUCACAGUGCAGAUUAAACCAGAAUGCACUUAGGAACUGCUCAGUGCCACCUCAAUCUAUAAAAAAAUCAUAACAUCUAGUAUUUACCUAGCACCGCCUGUGGACCAACCAUUGUUUUAGUGCUUUCCGCCCGUCACUUCAUCCCAGGUUGGGUUAACACUGCAGAGCCGGGAGUUGAACCUACCACUGGCUGAGUCCUGGUGUGUGCUCUCAGCUGACCAUCCCCUGCCUCUCUUCCUGCACCAAGAUUCCUGUUUCAUCCUGAGCACACCCUCCCUGGAAUUGUCGCUCUUGUGAGGGGCAGGUCACAGUUCAGGGACCAGGCUGGGCCCAGGGAAACUCCAAACUAGUUUCUCUAUUAAAUUCGGGCUCUGCUGCCACAAUUCCAGAUUUUUCAAGAUGUACGAUUUUUGUGUUUGUGGAAUUGCUCUUUUUUGUGGGGCGGGGGGUGGUUAAAACUCACAUAAAAUUGAUAUUUAAAAGCAUACAAUUCAGUGGCAUUUAGUACAUUGACAAUAUUUUGUGACCAUGACCUCUAUCAAGUUCUAAAACUUUUAUCACCUAAAAGAUGACCAUGUCCCCAUUAGCUGUCACUCUCCAUUCUCCCUCCCCCCAUCCCUGGCAACCACUGAUCUGCUUUCUAUCUCUCUAGGUAUUUGUCGAAUGAAGGAAGGAAUGAAUUGUUUUUGCAAGGAAAAGUUUGUGUUUCAGUGAUUCAGUUACCAUCAUUCAAUGCAUCAUCUCUAUAUAAUACACCUUCUCAGGCUGUCUGAAUCAUAGCAUUAGCAUUUUCUUUGACCAAUUUUACAACUCUGUAAGCUGUAAGCAGCUGAUAGCAAUACCAAACCACUCUUAACCUGUAAACCAGCAAAUUCCUGCCCUUCCAGAAGAUCUACUGAUAACCCUCCUCCCCCAUGUUAAAACCAGUUUGCCUCCAUAUGUAUAACAUAACAUCUGCCUGGGUCCCACACAUGUUCAAUUAAAUGUUUAACACCUGUUGAUCUUUA
This is a messenger RNA of Pteropus alecto (black flying fox), 2102 nucleotides long. RefSeq names its product chromosome unknown C19orf53 homolog (gene CUNH19orf53). NCBI's taxonomy places the organism in Eukaryota, Metazoa, Chordata, Mammalia, Chiroptera, Pteropodidae. Bases 178 to 468 code for a protein of 96 amino acids. The transcript is spliced from 3 exons. The record is from RefSeq and is a predicted model, not a curated record.